Messenger RNA from Papaver somniferum (opium poppy), 549 nucleotides. RefSeq lists its product as uncharacterized. The annotation marks the transcript as partial. The transcript has a single exon. The record is from RefSeq and is a predicted model, not a curated record. NCBI's taxonomy places the organism in Eukaryota, Viridiplantae, Streptophyta, Magnoliopsida, Ranunculales, Papaveraceae.
GCCGUCUAUUAAUGUUAGAGAAGAUGAUGGGGUGUCGGAUACUUACGAAAUUGACGAAGUAGAUUACGACACUGACGAAUUACAUGAUUCAAAUACUUUUAUCAAUCAGGUAGCUGUUGUUGCUACCGAUGUACGUCAUUUUCUGGGACAAAUGGAUGUCAAAUGUCAGCACUGCGGGGCAUUGCACUGGAUGGCAGAAAAACAUACAAAUUCAUUUUUAAUAAACCCAAAAUUUGGUUCAUGUUGUCUCCAAGGCAAAGUUUGCCUACCGUCACUGUGUGAACCACCGGUAGCCAUCAGAGAAUUGUUUGACGGAACCGACGCCGAAUCAAUUUCUUUUCGGAAAUAUAUUCGAGAGUAUAAUACAACUAAUGCGUUUACUAGCCUUGGAUGCAAAUUAGAUACAAGAGAUUUGAAAGGGAGAGGUCCGAGACCUUUCUCAAUACAUGGGGAGUUGAGACAUUUAACCGGAGGUGUUCUACCAGCUCCUGGGACUGAGAGGAUGGCGGUUUACUCCCAACUGUACAUCUAUGAUCCAGAAUUUUCAUU